This is a messenger RNA of Hippopotamus amphibius kiboko, 2157 nucleotides long. RefSeq names its product leptin receptor overlapping transcript (gene LEPROT). The transcript has 4 exons. The record is from RefSeq and is a predicted model, not a curated record. The coding region runs from base 85 to 480 and encodes 131 amino acids. Gene Ontology annotation, biological process: late endosome to vacuole transport via multivesicular body sorting pathway; negative regulation of growth hormone receptor signaling pathway. Gene Ontology annotation, cellular component: endosome. Lineage: Eukaryota; Metazoa; Chordata; Mammalia; Artiodactyla; Hippopotamidae.
CUGCCCCGGGCCGGACCUGGGCGGGGGCCGGGGCCGCGGCCGUGGCAGGAAGCCGGAAGCAGUCGCGGCCCCAGCUCGGGAGACAUGGCGGGCGUUAAAGCUCUUGUGGCAUUAUCUUUCAGUGGGGCUAUUGGGCUGACUUUUCUUAUGCUGGGAUGUGCCUUAGAGGACUAUGGCGUUUACUGGCCCUUGUUCGUGCUGAUAUUCCACGCCAUCUCGCCCAUCCCGUAUUUCAUCGCCAAACGAGCAACAUAUGACUCCGAUGCAACAAGUAGUGCCUGUCGGGAACUGGCUUAUUUUUUCACUACCGGAAUUGUUGUUUCUGCCUUUGGAUUUCCUGUUAUUCUUGCUCGUGUGGCUGUGAUCAAAUGGGGAGCCUGUGGCCUGGUGCUGGCAGGCAAUGCAGUGAUUUUCCUUACAAUUCAAGGUUUUUUCCUUGUAUUUGGAAGAGGAGAUGAUUUUAGCUGGGAGCAGUGGUAGCAUGCGCUUUAUUUUGAUAAAAUGCAUUUAAUUUCUUAGAAUUCAUACUGUAUGUAUAUGUGUGCCCGUGUGGCCUUUUACUAUGAAACUUAAUAUGCUGGUUUUUUUAUACCUUUGUGAUCAUGUUCACUUUAAGGAGGACUACAUGAGGAAAAGGUUAGUUUUAUUCCCAGCCAGUAGACCUCUCCAUUUGCUCAAGUUGACUUAUGUUAUUUGUUUAGCUGUUCCUGUAGUCACGGUACUCUUAGAAAAUAUGUUAACAGUCUUGUAGACAGUUGCUCACUCAGUGUGCUGCCUCUCCACCUUUGGCCCAGGGCUGUGCUUGGGUGAGCACACAGCACUGGGGCUGUCUCAGCUCUGCUCAGGACUUCCAGGAUAUACUUGUGGCCCAAAGAGACAGAGGCGGCUCCCUCUUUGUGUUGCAGACUCUUGCUUCUCAAAGUGUGGUCCAAGAACAUCAGCAUCUUACAGUGUGGUCCAUAGGAGCUUAUUACAAAUGCAGAGUCUGAGGCCCCACCCCCAACCCAGUGCAUUUUGACGCGAUCCCAGGUGAAUCAUACGCACGUUAAAGUUUGAGAAGCUCUGUCAUGGAGGGAUAAGCAUUGUCUUCCCCUUGGCUGAACCGCUUAACCUCUCUGGUUUUCGCUGCUUGUAAAAACUGUUUCUCCUGUCCCUUAUGUUGAGGCCUAGUUCACACUCUCCUUGAUGUUUGUGAAAUGUCCAAAUGUAUCACUUAUAGGCUGUUCCUCAGAUUUGGGAAGCGUUCUCAAUAGGGAACAGCUAUGGCUUCACGUUGUCUGAAAGGCAGUGGCCGUCCUCGCAGGGCUGCAGCCACAGAGCUCCCCCUGGGAGGCAGGGGAGGGAGGCUGGGCUGGAACUGGCCCCUGCUUUAGCAGGCCGGGGAAGCAUGGAUAAGUAAUACUGUUGAAUCUCCCUGUGUGAUCUGGCAUUUCUCCUCAGUUCCUUCUCUCUGCUGUUCCCCACCCACCCUCACCAGCCCCACCGGCCCCCACCCCCACAAACACACACACUCCCAGCAGGUCUGAUUUGCCCUCAUUUCUUCGUGGCUUGGCUGCUGCUUUCUGUAGAGACGUGGAGCCGAGGAAGCCAGCAGAGGGUGAGCUGCUUAUUUUACCUGUGGUGUACUUAUUGUCUUUCAUGUCCUGUAGGACUUUUAAAAUAUAUGUAUAUAACACUUUAUGCCACUUUUAAAUGAAUCAUUGAGAAUUCAUGUCAUACUGGUCCUGUAAUCACAGUUUUCCUGGUUCAAGUUUUUGUCCAAGACCUAUCAAGAAAGGGAAAUAUGGGAACUAGAACCACUUGAUUAGAAUAUAAGCAGUGACUGUAAAGCAUUGUUAAUGUGCUAAAGGACAUACAUUCAGGACACUGAAACCUUGAAGUUUGUAACGCCUCCGUGCUCUGGAUUGGUGCUGGGAUCAGGAGAAGAUAAGAGUGAUACUAAAAGGGUAAUGUGCAGAGUGAUAUUUGAGCCUUGUGCAUGAUUUAAUGUUUUCAAUGUUCUGUAUACGUAUAGAAUUGUUAAAGUUGUUGUUUCCAAUAUUUAUAUUAGAAAAAUUACAUAGACACUUUAUAACUUUAACCAGCAUUUUUAAUAACACUUGCACUUACUGUAUUGUAAUAAAUUUCACUUUUAACAGAAAAGUUUAAUUUUAAAAG